AGGAAAAUUUGAAGUAAUAACCAGAGAUGAAAUCAUGAUAGCUUCUGGAAUUAUUCGAUUAGAAGAAAAUAGGAAGAAAUAUAUUAAUGAAAACAUUUUAAUAAAAGAAGAAAUAAAAAUUUUCGACGAACAAAAUAUUUACUCGAAUCUUCUUUUACAUGGUUACCAAUAUGAAGAAUCUUACAAUAUUAUUAGCGGACUCUCUACAUCGUGUUCUAAUGGAACGCUUAAAUGGAGCAGAGACUGGGAGUUAUUACUAGAAGGAUUAGUUCAAGUCCAUAUUAUCAGCAGUAGGAAUAAAAAUAUGUUGGUACCGAGUAAGAUACAAAAACUCGUCAUUGACAUGGCACAAUUAACAGCAAAAAUGAAAGAAAACAAUACAUUACCGAUGAAGUUUGACAAACGGGUAAAYGUAAUAGCUUGCCCCGGAAUUGAAAUGAGUGGAAUUCAGUUUAAAGAAAUAAUAUUUAAACACAGGAAUGGGAAAAUUGUUGCUGAUGAGCUUCGAUUUAUCCAGAAUAUCAAUGAAACAAAUAUGAAUAUCAGCGACAUAUUAAACGUUGUACUAGGAUUAAUUUUAAAAAAUAGUACAGAAAAGAUAUUAGUAACAAAUGAGUCAAAAAACAAAAAUGAAAAUAUUUUAGAAUUUCUCAAUAAUAUCAUACAACGGAUGAGGAAAAACCUUAAUAUAAAAUUAAUUACGAGAGAGUUGCUUUACCAGAAAUUAGAUGAAAAUUUUAUUUUGACGAUUAUAAAUAACGCGCAUUAUAACGAUGUAAGAAAACUUAUUAGCACUCUCGGUAAAGAAUCAUAUUUAUUAACAAUCGUUGAAACGAAAGAAGAAUAUAAUGCGAUUUCUAUAUUGACAAGUGUGGGAUUAAACGUCGUCCUAAGGAUAAAAAUUGCUAACUGUCGUACAGCUCUACUUUUACAUAAAGAAAAAAACGUAGGAAAAACUGUUGUCGUUUAUAGCCAAGAAAACUGUUUGGAUCGGUUAAGAAUCUGUUUACGAGACUUGAAAUGUGAAAAUGUGUUAGCGCCAAAUGGGGUAUGGGGUACAUACAGAUGGAUGCCAUUGCAAGCAAAGUCUACUUCUCCUUCGCGUUGGCAAGCUAAAAUUGAUAAAUCAGGCUCAUUAGUAUGGGUAGAAGAGAUGCCAUUGAUUAAAGAAAAAAAUAGAAGUAUCGUUAAAGUAGAAUUUGCUUCAUUUGACUUAAAUGGUUAUGAAUACUGUUUAAAAAAUGACGUGAGCUUAGAAUCACAGAUAUCUCUUACAGAAUAUUCAGGAACAGAUGAAAAUGGUCUUAGAGUAAUGGGACUUGUUGAUAAUUUAACUAUAAGUAAUGAAAUUUUACCUGAUUCAGAUUUCACUUGGAUUAUUCCURAAACUUUAAGCUUUGAAGAAGCAGCAACGAUUCCCCAUGCUUAUUUGGCAGCUUUCUGCAUUUUGCAUUUGGAUACUUGGAGGUUUAAACGAAUUAAAACUGUAUUAAUACAUUAUGGUGCUAGCGACGUAGGACAGGCUCUCAUAAAUUUAUCCUUAUUUUAUAAUUUURAUGUUUACACUACCUACGAAACGGAUGCAGAAAAACGAGUGAUCGAGUCAAUGCGACCAUGUUUACCACAGUCUAAUAUUUUCAAUGUUAAAAAUUAUAAAAUUGAUAGUAUGAUUAUUACUAAAGGCAAAGGUUUUGAUUUUGUAGUUGCUAGCUAUUCCAUCUUAGACGAUAUGGAAUUUUGUUUGGACAUUGUUAAAGAUUUUAAACAUUUGGUAAUGAUUUACGAUUUUAAAGAGCCUAGUUACAAUCCAUGUCCACUGUCUAAUUUUACACGGUUCAUAAGUGUAUAUAGCUGCUGCUUACAAGACCUUAUUAAGUUACCACAAGGAGAAAAGAGAGAAUUAGCGGAAUUGAUGAGAAAAGCUCUACAAACGGGUAUAAUAAAACCAAUUAUAUCACGAAGAAUUAUGAUUCAAGGAGCAACAGAAGAAGGAAAAAUUGAGACUUGUGAACGUUACGGAAAGGUUUUGAUACACUUGCAAGAAGAAAAAAUAAUCUCUAAUUUCAUUCCUCAACUUUUCUUCCAUAGUGAUAAAUGCUAUCUUGUCCUUAACGGUUUCAAUAUCUUUGGCAAAGUACUGAUCGAAUGGAUGAUCGAACAAGGAGCUAGAAAACUAAUCAUAGUUUCUAAUAUGUCAAUACAAGGUCACGAAAACUCUGUCCUUAAAUGGCAAGAAAAUGGAGCAACGGUCAUUGUCCGACAUGAAGUGGACCUAAGCAAAGCCGCAAGCUUUGACAAAUUACUGAAAGAAGCUUUUACUAUAGGUCAACUUGAUGGUAUAUUCGAUCUACAGAGAACGAAGAUGGAUUCGUCAAGUUCUUCCUCAAAGUACUUCAAAGUUACUCAAUUACUUGAUAAACAUAGCAGAAAGCUAUGUUCGUCACGUAUGAAAUUCUUUAUUUUCUCUUCGCUCAACUUGGACGAAGAUGGCUUAAGAGACCCUAAUAUAGAAAAAUUAUGCACAAAAAGAAAGGAAUCUGGCCAUCAUGGGUUAUUUAUUUUAUUGCCUAAUUUUGUAGAAAACACACUAACUGAGACUGAAUUCAAAAAUGUAUAUUACACAAAAAUGUCAUUGYUUUUAAAACGACUAAAUGCUAUACUCUGCACAGACUCUUCAGUARUCGCUGUUCGUCAUAUCAUUGUAGAUAAUUCUGUAAAUGGCAACGAGAAAAAUAUUGUUGCUGAAGAGACCGACAAGAAG
Messenger RNA from Polistes canadensis, 2761 nucleotides. Its product is annotated as fatty acid synthase-like. The record is from RefSeq and is a predicted model, not a curated record. Gene Ontology annotation, molecular function: fatty acid synthase activity; oxidoreductase activity. Gene Ontology annotation, biological process: fatty acid biosynthetic process. NCBI's taxonomy places the organism in Eukaryota, Metazoa, Arthropoda, Insecta, Hymenoptera, Vespidae.